Messenger RNA from Vollenhovia emeryi, 834 nucleotides. It is a transcript of the gene Coq9, whose product is annotated as ubiquinone biosynthesis protein COQ9, mitochondrial. Lineage: Eukaryota; Metazoa; Arthropoda; Insecta; Hymenoptera; Formicidae. Bases 1 to 834 code for a protein of 277 amino acids. The transcript is spliced from 5 exons. Gene Ontology annotation, molecular function: lipid binding. Gene Ontology annotation, biological process: ubiquinone biosynthetic process. Gene Ontology annotation, cellular component: mitochondrial inner membrane. The record is from RefSeq and is a predicted model, not a curated record.
AUGUUGCGUUUUAGACGUUUAUGGACUUCCAGGACUUUGCUGGCUGAUCAAUCUGAAAAUGAUAAUAAUAGAAAAGCAGAAUCGCAAGAAUCUAUUCACGAGGAGACUGACGAGGAGUAUGAGAAAAAUAUUAAGAUAAAAAUACUUAACGCUUCUUUACAAUUUGUUCCUGAUAUGGGAUGGAGCAAACAAGCUAUUAGUGCUGGUGCUGAGUCGAUUGGAUAUCCGGGUGUGAUACAUGGACUGUUUCCAAACGGUAGCGCAGCAUUAGUCUUUUAUUUUUACUCUAUGUGCAACCGGGACCUGAAUCAAAUCCUGGAGAAAGAGGCACUGGCUAUCGAAGCGAAUCCCUCGAAUCCACGGAAGACGCCGGAGCAACACGUUUGCGACGCCGUGGAAACGCGAUUGAGAAUGGUGGUCCCUUACAAGAAAACCUGGCCGCAAGCAAUGGCCAUUAUGAGCCUACAACCGAACGUACUGACCGCUUUGGCAAACUUAUUAACUUUAGUCGAUGAUAUCUGUUACUAUGCUGGCGAUAAGUCUGUUGAUAUUAACUGGUAUACCAGGAGAAUGAUACUGGCGGGUACUUACAAAGCCACUGAAUUGUACAUGUUGCAAGAUAGUAGCGAAGACCACAAAGAAACCUGGCUGUUCUUAGAAAGACGAAUAAAGGAUAUCUUCCAAGUACAAACGAUGCUCUCCAGCUCAAUCAAGCCGGAUGAAACUCUAAACCGUGUUACGGAGACUGCUACUGCUGUUUUUAUAACGGUACGAUUAUUUCCGAUAGAUUAUAUUGUAGAUAAGAUGGCCCGUAAUAUACUUGGAUUGAAUUAA